Molecule: messenger RNA, 4665 nt
Organism: Strongylocentrotus purpuratus (purple sea urchin)
Lineage: Eukaryota; Metazoa; Echinodermata; Echinoidea; Camarodonta; Strongylocentrotidae
Exons: 4
Coding region: 793-4665 (1290 amino acids)
Source: RefSeq, a predicted model, not a curated record
AAGCAGAUAGAACAUGCUAAUUAAUUGGCAUUCCUAUCGGAAGUUGGAUAUUUGUGGAAGUCUUUAUGUUAUGAUGUUUAAGUUUAAGGCAAAUUUAUAUUCUGCUUUCAAUUAAGUGUUAAGGAUCGAGGUUAUAUUUGAUGUUCUUUCACUUGGAAAAUUCCUUUUUCGUAGUAUAAUGUAUCCUGCAUAGCUGAAUCAGGUGUUUAUUUCAGUUAUACGCUAGAUUGCGUAAUGACAUUGGUUUUUAUACAAUGUAUAAUUAUGAACAAAUACAUGCAUAUUGAAUAUGUAUGUGAACAAUGUCACUGAACUGUUUGAAUCUGUAAUGUAAUUGAUUUAUCACUGCCUUUUUUCUGUAUCUUUACAGGGUUUUUUGUUUACGACACGGAAUAAACCUUGUAGACCUUAAUCUGCUGUCUAUGUCUCAUCAUUGAUACUAUCCGGCCCCUAGCAAGGUCCAACCCCCACCCACGACACCAAGAUGAGAGCAGAUGAGCAUAUGGGCAAAUUAAGAAUUUUUUUAUGUGACUAUAUGGUUCUCUUGUUAAUUCACAAUUUUUAGACGUUGAUUAAUUUGCCUCAUCAUUGAAGGAACAUUGCCAAUACUCGAUAGUAUUCUCAAAGCUGAGUGCAGAUCGAUGGCCAGAUGAGAAACGAACAAAAGGAAAUAGAUGUAUGAUGUAGCUCAGAAUGUCCAUGUCAUGAUGAUUACGAUUAGACUCUACGUCAAUUUAGACUUUACAGAGAGAUGAAGCAGAAUUAAAUAAGAGUUAAGGAGUGGGAGACACCAUGGAGGAUAAUUGUAUCGUGAUUUAUGAUAGUGAGGAUGAGGGAUCCCCUUUAACUGAAUCCAAAAGGGACAGCGUAUCCUCAGACACUGGCUGUGUCGACCCUCAAGAUAUUCCCUCAAACUCGGCCAAGGAUUUGCAGGAUAAUGCCUCAAACUCUGAUUCAGAUUUACCAGAUAUUUGGGGCAGUGACAACGAAAGCCAUAAGGAUGAUGAUGUCGGCAGAGAUUUGCCAUCCACAAGCACUGGGAGGGUCACAGCGUCACGAUGUGGGAAAAGGCAUAUUGCAAUAAAGCAGGAAUAUACCUCACUGCCACCAGCGGGGAAAGGUAGUGCAGUUGAUUCUGAGUCUGAAGUUGAGGAAGAGGAACAAUUCGGUGGUAUUGGAGAGAACAGUUCUGAUGGUGAUUAUAAUGAUGAAGAACAGUUUCAAAAUCAAAUACAUCAGAAUGAGACAGGAAAUAUUAGUGGAGAGGUUAGUGAUCAUGGUGAUGCAAGUGACAGCAGUGGCGACGUAAUGACCCUGGGAGUUUUUUUGAAGGAAUCUCAGUCUUACAGUCAAGUAGAGCCUGUAGAAUGCAAGUUUGAGGAUAGGCCUUGGGACUUACAUGUAGAAGACUGCGGCAGCCCAGAUGCUGUUCAAUCUCGGGAGUCACCGUUGCCUCCGGUUUCAUCACCCGGAUCGGCCAGUUCCAUUCCAUCUCGAGAAUCGCCGUUGCCUCAGGUUUCAUCACCCGUAUCGGCCAGUUCCGUUCCAUCUCAGGAAUCGCCGCUGCCUCAGGUUUCAUCACCCGUAUCGGCCAGUUCCAUUCCAUCUCGAGAAUCGCCGUUGCCUCAGGUUUCAUCACCCGUAUCGGCCAGUUCCGUUCCAUCUCGGGAAUCGCCGCUGCCUCAGGUUUCAUCACCCGUAUCGGCCAGUUCCGUUCCGUCUCGGGAAUCGCCGUUGCCUCAGGUUUCAUCACCCGGAUCAGCCAGUUCCAUUCCGUCUCGGGAAUCGCCGUUGCCUCGGGUUUCAUCACCCGGAUCGGCCAGUUCCGUUCCGUCUCGGGAAUCGCCGUUGCCUCGGGUUUCAUCACCAGGAUCGGCCAGUUCCGUUCCGUCUCGGGAAACGCCGUUGCCUCAGGUUUCAUCACCCGGAUCGGCCAGUUCCGUUCCGUCUCGGGAAUCGCCGUUGCCUCAGGAUCACAUUUCAUCAGGUGUUGUCAGAUCCAGCGACUGUGAAGCUGAUGAUGCCGUUAAUUCAGACGCCUCAUCUACAAGUGGCACAGGUCUUCAUCCUCCAGGUGGUCCAUUUCCCCAAUUUCUUUUGCAUCAAGCCCUUGACGACGAUAGAAUGGAACUUAAGCUCCACAGACUUCCUUUACCCCCAGGCUGCUUGUCAGAUGAUGGCGAAGAUGAAAUCGAAGAUGAAAUCAAGUCGGAUUCCUCUCCAGAACCUGGGGAUAAAAGGCCAAAGAAGAACCAAUCGGCCAUCAGAAAAAGCCGUAGAAAACCUCAAAGUAGAAAUGAUAGAUCAUCUACAGAUGAAGAAGAUGAAAUCAAGUCGGAUUCUUGUUCAGAACCUGUGGAUAAAAGGCCAGAGAAGAACCAAUCAGCCAUCAGAAAAAGCCGUAGAAAACCUCACAGUAGAAAUGAUAGAUCAUCCACAGAUGAAGAAGAUGAAAUCAAGUCGGAUUCUUGUCCAGAACCUGUGGAUAAAAGGCCAAAGAAGAACCAAUCGGCCAUCAGAAAAAGCAGUAGAAAACGUCACAGUAGAACUGAUAGAUCAUCCACAGAUGAAGAAAACCAGACAUCCUGCGACAAUGUACAGAAGAAGGCAGAGUGUGGUGAACAGUCUGCUGCCAGAAGAAAGCGUAAGGUGAAAGGUAAAAAGAGAUGCAGGGAUAGGAGAGGUCACAAGAAGACAAGGGGUGGCAAAAGUCGUUCCUUGAGUAAUGCUGGUUCAUUACAGGAUCCUGAAUCUAAUCAAGAUUCAACAAAUGAGGAUUGCUUGCAGCAAGGACAGGGUCCAGAGCAAUCUGGAAACAAGGACAGGUUGCCUCCUACAAAUCCAACUCCCAUGUUGAAUGGAGGUACAGAAGAAGAGCCUAUGGAUACUGCCAGCGAUGAAGAUAUGAAUAAAUUAAGAAGACGCCUUGUAAUCAGAAAAGUUCCAGUGGUGUCCAAGAGUGAGACAGACUCUGAUGAAACAUGUAUUGAAGAUGAUGACUUAGAUCCAUCGUCCAGUCAAGCUGGCGGUAUCAAGUCAGAACACCCCAACUCAGAUGAAACCAUGAUUGACAGUAAUGAUGGAGAUGAUCCUGGCUGCACUGAAAAUAUGACAAGCGAUGCAGUGGAUGAGGUGGUCCAUAAUACAACAACUGAGUAUUUUGAUACACAGCCCUUCUCGCCUAUUCUUCAUAACGAAACUGAAGAUUCAUUAAGUGAUGCAGAUGAAGAGUUGCAUACCUCUGAGACGAUCGUUUCAAGAGAUUCUCCAUCAUACUUGUUGGGGGAUAAGGAACAUGAUGGUAGAGAAGCUGCUGACCUAGAACCUAACUCUCACGUAAGCUGUCAAAGCCCUGAUGAAGAAAUCCAUCAACCUCAAAGGGAUGACGCAGGUUUAGAACCUUCCUCAAGCCACAGAAGUAAUGGUGUUAAUCGGCCAAGUUUGCAAAGAGAGGAUGACUCUCCUGGACAAUAUUUUCCCACAGAUUCCCAGUUAAGUAUUAGUCUCGACAUUGAGGAUACUGAAGAACUUACCACUCUUGAAGAUGAUUCUCAAGAUCAGUAUUUCCCCACAGAUUCCCAGUUAAGUAUUAGCCUCGACGAUGUGGAUACUGAAGAACUUACCACUCUCGAGGACAAAGGACAGUAUUUUCCCACAGAUUCUCAGUUGAGUAUCAACCUGGAGAAUGAAGACACUAUGUCCAUUCCUUCCAAAGCCCACUCAACCAGAGGAGCUUCAAAGAACCUUGAUAAGGACUCUGGAAAGAAACUUCUUCCUUGCCAACGAAAUGCAUGGUGUCCCUCAGAGUUGGAUCCACAAGAAAGAUUCUUGUUGCUACAAGAGGGAGAUUCAGAACAUGUGUCUUCUUUCUCGCAAGAAACUCUAUUUACGCCUUCCUCUCCCGGUGAGGCCCCAAGCACAUCUACAGCAUCACCUGGCUACUUACUUGCAACUUCAAAUGAACAACAUAUACCUAAAAAGAAUAAAAACUUCCAAAGACCCUCAAGAGCGGAUAAAUUACUGACAACUAUGAAAGAAAGUGAUCAACAAAAGGAGAAGAAUGAUACCAAGAGGACCGACUCUCUACAGGACAUUCCUGACACUCCAUCUAAUACACCCAGCUUAAGUUCCAAGGAACCUUCAGAAAGCCCUUCUACAUCCAUGAUCCGUUCCUUGCAGGAUUGCCUCCAGCAACCUGCAUCUUUGAACUCAAAUGAGAUGGGUUUGGAGGAAAGACUACCUGCAGAUUCAAGAAGUUUGUCACAUGGUCAUUCAUCUAUUCCAAGUGUUUCCUUUCCUUCAACAAGUUCGUACUCCGGUAACAUCUCUGAAUCCUCAAGGACUCUUAACGGUGGUCAUUCUGCCUCUUCAGGCACCUCUGAAACACCCAGUACCAAACCAGACAGGUUAAAACCUACUGGAGAUGAUAGAUCUGCUUGUCCAAGUGACCCUCCAGACCCAUCAUUGGUGGCAUCGGACAUGAGCAAACCUCUAAAGAAGAGACGCCACUCGCAGACAUCAAGUGUUCCGUCAGGAAACCAAGGGACAGAACCUUCCAAGGUUAAUCAGGUCACCAAUGAAUUCAAGCAAGAGGAUGCAUUAGCUUGCGUACUCUCCUGGGACACUGGCUGGUUUGAAAAGCACAAAGAAGGUAUUGGCUUUUGA